This is a messenger RNA of Haemonchus placei, 969 nucleotides long. The record is from the annotation of a GenBank genome assembly. Lineage: Eukaryota; Metazoa; Nematoda; Chromadorea; Rhabditida; Trichostrongylidae.
CUAUGGCGAACCGUCAUAUCCCUUCCAGAGAUCCUUAGGUUCUUUGGCACAUUUUCGCUGUAUAAAUGCAUCGGCAUAGUCAGUCACCCGUUUUGCACCUUUUCCUGUUGUAAAGUUGAAGUCGACGCGUUCAGACUCCCUUUUCAGCAUUUCCUUGCUCACCUUAAGGAGUUAGUUGAUUGCGCGACCGUUUUGAACCUUCCGUCAUCGCGAGGCUUAUCGAAUCAAACAGACCUGCUUGAUGAUCCAGUCCUGCCUCUUUUUCGUUGCAUCAUCUCUGUGCCCGAUAUGGCGCACUAUUAUUGGUCCCACUACUUUCUCAAUUUCGCACAUCAAUUUCUUAGCCCGUUUUCGGUCUGCGUCGCUUCCAAAUUUCUCCCAUACCCGCUUAUCACGAUCACGCUUCUUCUCGAUGGUUUUUGGAGUUCCAUUGAUGGCAUUUGUUUGUACAGGUAAGACGGGGGUAGAGCCUUGAGCAGUAUUGGAAGUGGACACUUGCGGUGAGCAUAUUGCUGACCAACGCGACAGAAGACCGUCAUUAUGUUUGCUCAGCUCUACACUAUCAGACUCUGGAUCAUUUCCACAUCCUGAUGUGUCAGGCAUUCGUGUAGGAGUACGUUCACCAGGAUCACUUUCUUCCCCAUCAGGAAGUUCCCAGACUGAUUCACGCGUUUCCUUAUGGUAGUAAUACUUGGCUCCAUCUUCAUCCACAGCCUUUCGCCACAUAUAUUCUUUAUGGGGAGGAGGCGGGGGAGUUUUGGGGGUGGGCGGUAGUGGUGUCGCUGGAGCGAUUGGGGACUCCGCCUUUUUCUGAACUGUCGCCUCUGUCGUCUUUUGGUCCAACAAAGACUGCAGUAUUGACACUUCCUUCAAAAGGAUCUGCAGGCGGGAUUGAAGCAGCGAUACGUCGCAACUCUGGUAAUAUUUACGAUACUCUUCAGGGUCAAAAUCUUCGGAGGGAAAACGUGA